AUGGACCCAAAAGGUCUGACCAUGAACGCCUUUGGCGCCAACGGUUGGUCAUCAAUCGAUCCCAGCUUGAACGUCAAGCUGCAACAACAACAACAACAACAACAACAACAACACCACGCAAUUCCGCACCACCAGUACUCAAUACGAAGAAAGAAAAGAGGCAGCUUCCUAACGAACCUAGUUUGA
Messenger RNA from Neurospora tetrasperma FGSC 2508, 186 nucleotides. RefSeq lists its product as uncharacterized. The coding region runs from base 1 to 186 and encodes 61 amino acids. The record is from RefSeq and is a predicted model, not a curated record. NCBI's taxonomy places the organism in Eukaryota, Fungi, Ascomycota, Sordariomycetes, Sordariales, Sordariaceae. The transcript has 2 exons.